Caenorhabditis remanei is the source of this 1227-nucleotide messenger RNA. RefSeq lists its product as uncharacterized. Gene Ontology annotation, molecular function: DNA-binding transcription factor activity; zinc ion binding; sequence-specific DNA binding. Gene Ontology annotation, biological process: regulation of DNA-templated transcription. The record is from RefSeq and is a predicted model, not a curated record. Bases 1 to 1227 code for a protein of 408 amino acids. The transcript is spliced from 8 exons. NCBI's taxonomy places the organism in Eukaryota, Metazoa, Nematoda, Chromadorea, Rhabditida, Rhabditidae.
AUGACCGAGAGUAUAAUACCAACUUCGUCUAAAUCCUCAAACUGUUUGGUUUGUGAACAGGAGACAAACGGUAAACGACACUACGGUGCAGCUGUCUGUCGCGCCUGUGCCGCGUUUUUCCGAAGAGCUGGAUGUUCGAGACUGAAAAAAGUGUGUAAAAAGAAAAACACGUGCAGUUAUUCGAAGGAUGGAUAUUUUCCAUGCAAAUCAUGUCGACUACAAAAAUGUUUGGCGAUAGGAAUGAGUUCAGAAAGUUUCCAAUUCAAUCGAGAUGGGUAUCAAAACGAAGGAGUUAUUCAAAAGAUUACACCUACAAUGGACACAUUUUGUGGAAGAUCAAAUCUCAUUAUUUUUCAAUCAUCCAAACCUUCUUCAAAUUCUCAAACCUCAAAAAGUUUCCUUGAUCUACAAUUUCUAAUCGAUAAAGCAACUUUGCUUUUUCAACAGGGGUGCGAGACUCCUAUUCGAGCUAAAACGAAUUUAGAGAAAAUGUCAAUUGGGCUACGAAAAAUUCAAAAAUCAAUUCAACUCCCAGACCCUCAAAAGAUUGAAAAGUUUGGUAGAGAAGAAGCAAUGUGUCAAAUGGAAUAUUAUAUUGUGUCAGUGACGAAGUGGUUGACACAUUUCGAUGAUUUCCAGGCUCUGCCUCAACGUCUUCAGUUGAAAACUCUGGGUGGAAUUUGGAGUAUCUGGUGGAAGCUGGAAAGACUUGCUUGUUUUGUUAGGAACAUCCAAAAUAUAAUCACCGAGGAAAAGUUGAAGGGAAUGAAGCAAGAUCAACUGAUUUACGCAUGGGAUCAAAGGAAGCUUGAUAUGUCAUGGUUGUGUAAUAAGUAUACAGUGGAGGAGCUGAAAUUUUUCAUGGAUAUCCCAACAGAGAUCCGUCUGGAUGUAUUGACUCGUUCUAUGUUUGAACUUCAACCAUCAGAUAUGGAGCUGACGUUUAUGUUGUGUCAACUGUGUUUCCAUCACGUCGGGAAACGAUUUCAAGGAGAAAUUCUUCAAAUUUGUGAAAAGUUUCAAGAGAAGUUGUCUAAUGAUCUGCAUGAUUAUUAUGUGAAUGAUCAGAAGAAUCCGUAUUAUAUGAAGAGACUGGCUAGUAUGAUGAAGAUCAACAACCAGUUACAGCUGGAUGCUCGCAGAAACCAAACAAAACUUGAUUUGGCGACCGUGUUUGAUAUUUUUUGUAUAGAAGUUUCCCACCCCGAACUGUUUGUUGAAGCAUAA